UCAGAUGGAGAUGAAGUAGCAGCGGCAGUCGAGCAACAGAGAGACAACAGCGUCUGAACCGCGGAUCCGGAGCUUUUUCUUCAGGGGGGGAACAGACAGGUGACAGAGCAAACCGAGCCGCCUCAACGCCCAUCGGUGGAAAUUACUGCUGUUUCAAGCCCCGCACACACCCCCAGGUUGCCUCAGUAGAUGUUACUCAGCUGCAUGCAUUUCGAUCUGAUCAUCUAAGCCCGGUCCACCAAGAUGGAAAAUGCGCACACUAAAUCGGCGACUGAAGUUUUAGACAACUUCAGUGUGAACGAAAACACCGGGCUGACUCUGGAGCAGGUCAAAGUCAGUUUGGAGAAAUAUGGGCCGAACGAGCUCCCGGCUGAAGAAGGCAAGUCCCUGUGGGAGCUGGUGGUGGAGCAAUUUGAAGACCUCCUGGUCCGGAUCCUGCUGCUGGCUGCCUGCGUCUCCUUUGUGUUGGCUCUGUUUGAAGAAGGAGAGGAGACAACCACCGCCUUCGUGGAGCCUGUUGUCAUUCUUCUUAUCCUCAUCGCCAACGCUGUCAUUGGGGUCUGGCAGGAGCGCAACGCCGAGAACGCCAUCGAGGCUCUAAAAGAGUACGAACCAGAGAUGGGGAAGGUGUAUCGCAUGAACCGCAAGGCUGUCCAGAGGAUCAAAGCCAGAGAUAUCGUCCCGGGAGACAUCGUGGAGGUGGCAGUUGGUGACAAGGUGCCUGCUGACAUCAGAGUGACCUCAAUAAAGUCCACCACCCUGCGGGUAGACCAGUCCAUCCUCACAGGGGAAUCUGUCUCCAUCAUCAAACACACUGACCCUGUUCCUGACCCCAGAGCUGUCAACCAGGACAAAAAGAACAUGCUGUUUUCUGGCACAAACAUUGCGGCAGGUCGUGCCAUAGGUGUCGUAGUGGCUACGGGUGUCACCACAGAGAUCGGUAAGAUCCGUAACCAGAUGGCAUCCACAGAGCAAGAGAAGACGCCGCUGCAGCAGAAGCUGGACGAGUUCGGACAGCAGCUCUCGAAGGUCAUCUCCCUGAUCUGCGUGGCGGUGUGGGUCAUCAACAUCGGCCACUUCGGAGACCCCGUCCACGGUGGCUCCUGGGUCCGGGGCGCCAUCUAUUACUUCAAGAUUGCCGUGGCCCUGGCUGUGGCUGCCAUCCCCGAGGGCCUGCCUGCUGUCAUCACCACCUGCCUGGCCCUUGGCACACGUCGCAUGGCCAAGAAGAACGCAAUCGUUCGCAGCCUGCCCUCGGUGGAGACCCUGGGCUGUACCUCUGUCAUCUGCUCUGACAAGACGGGCACCCUCACCACCAACCAGAUGUCCGUCUGCAGAAUGUUCGUCGCAGACAAGGUGGAAGAUUCAAGUUGCACCCUGCAUGAGUUCUCCAUAACUGGUUCUACAUAUGCCCCCGAGGGACAAAUACUUGCAGGAAACAGGCCUGUCCAGUGUGGAGACUAUGAUGGACUUCUGGAGUUGGCCACAGUGUGCUCUAUGUGCAACGACUCCUCGCUGGACUACAAUGAGAGCAAAGGGGUUUAUGAGAAGGUGGGUGAGGCCACAGAAACAGCUCUCACCACCUUGGUGGAGAAGAUGAACGUCUUCAAGACCGACCUGUCCGGACUCAGCAAGGUGGAACGUGCUGGGGCCUGCAACUCCGUGAUCAGGCAGUUGAUGAAGAAGGAGUUCACCCUGGAGUUCUCUCGUGAUCGCAAGUCCAUGUCUGUGUACUGCACCCCUGUCAAACCGGGCUCCCAGAGCAAGAUGUUCAUCAAGGGUGCUCCAGAGAGCGUGAUCGAGCGGUGUCAGUACUUGCGGGUCGGGACAGGGAAGGUGACACUGACACCAGCUGUGCGUGACCAGCUGAUGUCUAAGAUCAGGGACUGGGGGACAGGCAGGGACACCCUGCGCUGCUUGGCACUGGCCACUCAUGACACCCCGCCACGCAAAGAAGACAUGGACUUGGAAAACUCCAGCAAGUUUGCAGAGUAUGAGUUGGGGCUCACGUUUGUUGGCUGUGUGGGCAUGCUCGACCCGCCCAGGAAGGAGGUGAUCGGUUCAGUGAAGCUGUGCAACGAGGCAGGUAUCCGCGUUAUCAUGAUCACGGGAGACAACAAGGGCACAGCUGUGGCCAUCUGCAGACGAAUUGGCAUCUUCGGCGAGGAGGAAGACGUGACUGGAAAGGCCUACACGGGCCGCGAGUUUGACGACCUCCCAUCAGAGGCUCAGAGAGAAGCUGUGAAACGGGCGCGAUGCUUCGCCCGCGUCGAGCCAGCUCACAAGUCCAAGAUCGUCGGCUACCUGCAGUCCUUCGAUGAGAUCACGGCCAUGACAGGAGAUGGUGUGAACGACGCACCGGCUCUGAAGAAAGCAGAGAUUGGCAUCGCCAUGGGUUCUGGCACAGCAGUGGCCAAGUCGGCCUCUGAGAUGGUGCUGUCUGACGAUAACUUCUCCACCAUUGUGGCUGCUGUGGAGGAGGGCAGAGCCAUCUACAACAACAUGAAGCAGUUCAUCAGAUAUCUCAUCUCCUCUAACGUGGGAGAAGUCGUCUGCAUCUUCCUGACAGCCAUCCUGGGUCUCCCUGAGGCUUUGAUUCCAGUGCAGCUGCUGUGGGUUAAUCUGGUGACUGAUGGGCUGCCUGCCACUGCCCUGGGCUUCAACCCGCCAGACCUGGACAUCAUGGACAAGCCUCCCCGCAACCCCAAGGAGCCUCUCAUCUCUGGCUGGCUCUUCUUCAGAUACCUGGCCAUUGGAGGAUACGUGGGUCUUGGAACAGUGAGUGCAGCUACUUGGUGGUACCUGUUUGAUGAAGAGGGUCCCCAGGUGUCCUUCUAUCAGCUGCGACACUUCAUGCAGUGCACUGAGGAGAACCCCAUGUUCCAGGAAAUCGACUGUGAGGUGUUUGAGUCCCGCUACCCUACAACCAUGGCGCUGUCUGUGCUGGUCACUAUCGAAAUGUUCAACGCACUCAACAGUUUGUCUGAGAACCAGUCCCUGGUCAGGAUGCCUCCCUGGGUCAACAUCUGGCUGCUGGGAGCCAUCAUCCUCUCGCUCUCCCUCCACUUCUUCAUCCUCUACGUUGAGCCUCUGCCGCUCAUCUUCCAGGUGACCCCUUUGCGCUGGUCCCAGUGGAUCGUGGUCCUGAAGAUUUCCAUCCCAGUCAUUCUCCUGGACGAGGCACUGAAAUAUGUCUCCAGGAACCAUCUAGAAGGUGAAGAGGAGAAGAAAUAUUGCAGGAGAUGGCAGCUGAACUAAGACCUCUCCCUCAACACACUCACACAGUUAGACACACACAGCUACCCUCUUUCCCUUUACGAGCUAGGAAACCUUUUCUCUCCCCUGCCCUCAUUCCUCCUCCCCCCCAAACUCCUGCAUGUCCGACCAACCACCACUAGAAACCGAGCAGGGCUUGCAUGAGGACGAGUGCGCAAGAAAGACGAGUGUUCCUGCGAGCAUGGCUUUGUGCAAGUGUGUGAGUAGGUGAGCUCUGAGUGUGUGUGUGUGUGUGUGUGUGUGUGUGAGAAACCAGGCAGACCUGUGUUAAUAGUUGCGAGAGCGAGAAACAACUGCAGAAAAAAAAGAAGAGAAAACUGCCCCUGGCUCUGCUUUUUAACGAUUUUUGCUCAUUGGAUUUUUUUUUUUUUUUUUUUGACUGUACAGUACAAACAUAGUGGUGUGCAACUGGACUUUGGGGAGGGAGGAUAGGGGGUAAUACUGGGUGGGGUGGGGAGGGAAGGGAGGGUUUUAAAUCAGCACAGAGACCGAAAGAGAGACUGAGAGGUGAAGCCUGUUGUGCAGAAGAGACACACUGGUGGAAGAUGAGCAAGGAUGUGGAAGGUGAAUACAGCCGGCCCUCCAGGCGGCGUGGGAGACCCAGCGUACCCCCCAUGUGUGUGUGUGUGUCCACAAAAAGCAUCAUCUGGAGGUGCUGCUCAGGCGUCUGCCGUCCCCCCACACACACUACUGGCACUGAGUUCCAGCCUUAUCAGCACAGCACAACAGCAUCUCUGGCCAGUUUGUCUCAGCGCUGCUCCUUCAUCCGCUUCUUCGUCUUUCGCUCUCACCACAAACUCCCCGUCGUUUCAUGCAGGAUUCUUCCUUCCGCCUCCGUCUCUCCGUCUCUCUUUCUCGCUCUCUGUCCGAGGAAGGCAGCUGUGGUGGGCCCGGGGGGUUCGUGACGCUGUCGGGCUCUAGGGGGGUGUGUGUGGAGACGUGGCUCCGCCUAAAGGUGUGAAUAGCUUUACGCUGCUUGGCCGCUUCCUUCGGCUCUUAAUUCGAGGAGCUGAGGUCAGCUCACACACUUGGCAGAAAUAAAAUUUUUAAAAAAUAAAUAAAGAAAAAUGUCAAACAGCAACCAAACCAGCAUAUCAGUAGAGUAGUUGUCAGCCAGCCCACCGAGCUGGGCCCGUUUAGCCUCACUGUAACGUCCAUGUGCCGUGCUGCCACCGGAGGUUUAGAGUCAGAUGUCUGUAGAUUAAAGAUGGAACAACAACACGAUGCUCUGCCACGUUUUGUCCAGAACGUCUCGGAGCAUCGUGCCGUUUUUUCCUGCCUUGAAUCCAUCCAGUUAUUUCUGACCCUGAACCAGCGCUAAAGUGUGUGUGAGUGUGUGUGUGCGUGUGUGUGUGCAUAUAGCCUUACUUGAAUAAAAUUAGUCGAAUUUGACCUGAUAGGCUUUUCAGUCUUUGAAUCGCACCGAUGACGUAGUUGCAGUAAGUUAAGGACGUAAACUGCUUGAUUGUCUCCCUCCCAUCAUGAACCAUUUCUACAUGAAGCACAUGAAACAUCCAUGCCUUAUACAGCCCACUGCACCUCCACAUGCAAGAUGUGGUCCAAAUGAAUGUGUUCCUGCUAACCUUUAACGAGCUUUGUACCCAGCGCCACCCGUUUCACUCGUAUGUGCCCUGACGGUGACUCAUACUGAUCACGUGAAGACUCUGAAUGUCCACCUGGUCUAAGGCAUGUUUAAUAGGAAACUCCCCCUUAUUUUUUUUUUUUUCUUUUUGUGUUGUUGUGCUUCGUGCGCUGCUCCCUCAGCUCCUCCUUGCUCUCUCAGUGCUUUAGCGAUUCACUUGGGUAUUGUUUUAUAAUGACUAAAUAAUAAUGUAUUUGACUGAACGAACCCCGCCGGGUUUGGAUUGUGUCUUUUUAAGUCUUAACUAUGGUUUUGUGUGUGUGUAGGGCCCUUGUGCUCUGUGGACUGGGUCAGCGGUGUUCUUGGUCUCUUGAUGCUUCCACAUACUGUAUUGUAGACGAGCGUGCACAUUAAACCAUAUAGGUCAAAAAUCUGUGCGCUGUGUCAGCUGGAAUGAAGCGAUGGUUUGAUCUUCAAGUAGGAGCUGCAAGAAAAAGAAAUCCCCAAAUAUUUAAUGCUCUCAUAAAACAAGACAUUUCAUGGCAUCAGCUUGUGCUUCAUGAUGUAGUUUUGGAAGGUUUUCGGAUCAUUAACAGACUAAUUCAUUGAUCUAUAAUAAUCAGGAAUCAUCAAAGUCGCCGUUAGCUGCAGCCCGACUUCAGGAGCAAACUGUUGAAAUGAAAUUGCUGACACAGCGUCCAGAUCCUUUCCUCUUUUUCCCGCCCUUUUCUGGACGUCUGAUCUGAUUUCAACAAGUCAUUCCCACUUAGAGCGCGGUUUAGAAUCUGAAGGGAAAUCCAUCCGUUAGCGACCGAUCUGCUGUUGCUUACCGUCCUGUACCCAUCUACUAGCCUUACUCCGUUGGGAAAACCAGCUUCUCACGGAGCGCCGACGCCUCCGAUGUCUCGCGCUCUCUGGGUUUCGAUCUCGGAUCAGCAGGAAAUCGGUUUAAAGUGGACGGAGGAAAAGUACACUAUAAAGUUUAAGCAUUUAGAUUCAAGGGUGGACUAUUCCUUUAACUUUUAGGCUAGACGUUGGAGAUUUUUGAUGAUACUUGACAUAAAACAGCCUUCACGUUCAGUAAGUUUUUGUCGUCACCACCAUGAGAAUGUGGCUCGUCUGUCCGGACCAGCAGACCUCCUGUCCCCCCGUCCCAGGUCUCCAUGGCUCUGUAACAUGCUGGCCCUCUGGCCUCCAGGCACUAUAGGUCUGUAUAGCCUUGUAAUUUACUACUGAAUCCUCAACUCUGUACAGACGACGAGAAUAUGAUCGCAUGGAACCUUGUUACUGUAAUAAUAACCUAUACAGUAUAUAAUAUUUAAUUUUUUGAUAACUUACAUCAACGAACCUACUUACCAACAGACAGACUUGCGAGAAAGCUUUUUUUUUUCUUUUGUUUUUUUUUUAAUUUUUCUUUUUUGAGCACAUGGUAUCUAAGGAUCUCCUUUUGUUUUUGUUUGUUUGUUUGUUUUGUAGAAUAGAAAGGUUGUUUCUUCAUUGUUCCCGUUUGGUUUUUACAGUUGCUGGGGUUUUGUGUCUUUUACUGUAGGGAAAAAAAAAACAAACAAAAAAAAAACACGAAUACGACGUUAUCAUGUUUAAGAUAGACAAGAAUAAUUGCUUUACGCUAGUUAACGGCGGUGACGCGGAUCAUUUCAGCGACGGCUAUCUGGUGUGAGAACGUUCAAGAACUGGUGAAUGAACUGUGUCUGGUUUACACACUGAGCGAUAAGCAGUGAUGAAUCCUGGGUUAUGAAGUUUUAUGACUGUAUAGUGAAGGGCUCGGUGCGGAUGCAGGCUCUAGAGACUCCCUUUUUGGGUCUGACAUUUGGGAUGUUGCACGGUACUCGCUGUCCUGUACAAUCUGUAAAACAAUAAGAGCCUUCAGGUUCCACAACAUCUGGCCAACGCUUCCCUCUUCCCCGUCUGCAAGUGAACGGUCUCUAGAGCCUGAGUCCCGCCUCUGAGAAAUUAAAAGGAUUCUCUGUGUUGCCUUGUUAAUAUUAAUUGUGGACACAUAAUUUUAUAAAUGACAAAGACGUGGAAAUAAAGAUUAUUUAUCUUGUUAUUUA
Messenger RNA from Stegastes partitus (bicolor damselfish), 6930 nucleotides. RefSeq names its product ATPase sarcoplasmic/endoplasmic reticulum Ca2+ transporting 3 (gene atp2a3). The transcript has 21 exons. Gene Ontology annotation, biological process: calcium ion transport. NCBI's taxonomy places the organism in Eukaryota, Metazoa, Chordata, Actinopteri, Pomacentridae. Gene Ontology annotation, cellular component: membrane. Bases 244 to 3258 code for a protein of 1004 amino acids. Gene Ontology annotation, molecular function: ATP hydrolysis activity; ATP binding; P-type calcium transporter activity. The record is from RefSeq and is a predicted model, not a curated record.